AUGAAGGAACUGAAAAUGAUGAUGCAACGAGGCAAAGCUGUGUACCCUCCAGAAGAUCCUGAAUUCGCAAAACAGUUCAUGACGAUAGUCGAAUUCUAUCUUCUCAAUGAGAACAACUUGUGGCGAAUAACAGACGAGACCGCCAUAAAUAAGGUGGUGGAGGAAGUCCUGGCGAAGAACGAGAAGCUGCUGGAAAAAGCAUCAGCCGGUCACGCGAGGUCGUUGACCCGGCUCAGAAAUCUUGUUGUCGACUCGUCUAAGAAGCGAAUAGACGUCCAACAGGCUGAGAAUGCUGUCAUGGCUAGCUUGACCAAAAUGAAAGAUCCUUCA
Messenger RNA from Ostertagia ostertagi, 330 nucleotides. NCBI's taxonomy places the organism in Eukaryota, Metazoa, Nematoda, Chromadorea, Rhabditida, Trichostrongylidae. The record is from the annotation of a GenBank genome assembly.